Molecule: messenger RNA, 1773 nt
Organism: Hordeum vulgare subsp. vulgare (domesticated barley)
Lineage: Eukaryota; Viridiplantae; Streptophyta; Magnoliopsida; Poales; Poaceae
Product: protein PIGMENT DEFECTIVE 338, chloroplastic-like
Exons: 8
Coding region: 107-1387 (426 amino acids)
Biological process (GO): RNA stabilization
Molecular function (GO): RNA binding
Source: RefSeq, a predicted model, not a curated record
AAGUUAAUGACUUAUUUGAAACUAAACACGACCUUAACCAGGUCCUGAGUACCGCACCCGGCAAAACAGAUAAAGUAACCGCCCAACGCGACGCGACGGCCAUACAAUGCUGCCGCCGUCUUGCCGCCUGCUCCCUCUCAUCUCGCCGCCUCCUCCGCACUCCCUGCACGUCGCCAAAGCUCUCAUACCCAGGCAGACCCAUGCCUUGGCCCGGGCCCGGGCCCGAUCCGUUGCCCCCACCAUGUCUGCUCAGCUAGAUGCCGCCCUUUCUGCCGGCUUCGUCCGUCUCCUCAACGCCGGCCAGGAGGACGCGUACCGCGGCGGCGGGCACUACGACCCGAAGUCGGGGGACUACGCCGUCGGGAUCGUUGUCUCUGGCACCGAGGCUCGCCUCGACGUCGCCGUUGGCGCUGACCGCCUCGCUACGCUCCUCACUAAGGAGCUCCUCCCGCUUUGCCGCGCCGAGUUCCCCACUGGAGGUGUUAAACCGGUUCCGCCUCGGCCAGGGAGCGUGGGCGUCUUGGAGGCCUCCCCCAUGGAUGAAGAGACCCAAAAUCAGAAGCGCGGGGCCAGGACGCUGGUGCCGCCCGGCACGGUGGUCUUCGCGGAGGUGCUCGGGCGCACACUGAGCGGGCGGCCGCUGCUGUCGGCGAGGCGGCUCUUCCGACGCCUCUCGUGGCACCGGGCAAGGCAGAUUAUGCAACUUGACGAGCCAAUUGAGGUUAAAAUUUACGAGUGGAAUACUGGUGGACUACUUACAAGAAUUGAGGGUUUGAGAGCAUUCCUUCCCAAAUUUGAGCUCAUGGACAGGAUAAGUACGUUUACAGACUUGAAAAAUAAUGUUAGUCGCUGCAUACGUGUGUGCAUUAUAAGGCUAGACGAAGAAACGAAUGACCUCAUAGUUAGCGAGAAGAAAGCAUGGGAAAUGACAUAUCUUAAAGAAGGAGCUCUUCUAAAAGGGAAUGUACACAAGAUUUUUCCAUAUGGUGCGCAAAUUAGGAUAACUGGGACCAACAGAAGUGGAUUACUGCACAUCUCCAACAUUAGUCAAGGCCGUGUCUUGUCAGUAAGUGACAUCCUAAAAGUAGAUGAUGAGCUGAAAGUUCUGGUGAUCAAGUCAAAUGUUUCUGACAAAAUUGCACUCAGCAUAGCAGACCUGGAAAGUGCUCCUGGUUUAUUUCUGUCAGAUAAAGAGAAGGUGUUUUCAGAAGCUGAGGAAAUGUCAAAGAGGUACCGGGAGCAACUUCCAGUUGUCUCUCGGAACACUAAAUUAGAUUAUGACCUUCCAGGGGGGACUAUUCCGUUUGAUAAUGAAGCGAUGCUUUAUGCAAACUGGAAAUGGUUCAAAUUUCUGAGACAUGCCAAAUUUGCUGACGAAAAUGAGUAGAACAUAGUUGCAGCUGAUGUUUAUUUCAUGCACUGGAUAUUGUAAGGAGAAUUUGGUCCCUGUCGAACAAGAGAAUGCAUGCAAGCAAGCUACUGUAGUUGCAAACAUAUCAAGUGGGACCUUCAUUGGACGACCUAAAUUGAAACAGUAUUAACGGCUCUUACUGAGUGGACCGCGUGCAGUACAGUACCUGCCAUAACCAAGCAAGAUCAAGUUUUCUGAGCAGGAACGGACGGCUUCAGUCGAUGAAGGUCACAACAAGCAUUAGUUUGCUGACAACAAAAGAGACUUUCUGGUCACGUUAAUAUUCAUGGCAAAACUCUGAUGUACUACCUUGGAUGAUACUGUUGUGGAUGCAAAGUAUGAUCUCCUCGUACCAUUGCUUA